This is a messenger RNA of Aspergillus calidoustus, 3159 nucleotides long. The record is from the annotation of a GenBank genome assembly. NCBI's taxonomy places the organism in Eukaryota, Fungi, Ascomycota, Eurotiomycetes, Eurotiales, Aspergillaceae.
AUGGCUGGGUCCCGUAGGAGUCCGGUGCUGAGAGACGAGUGGAGAGGCGCGCCCGAAGCUGGAGACCAGCCAGGUCGUGACAAGCACAGUAGGCCUCGCGGCUCCCACCGUGAUAGGGGGAGGGACAGAUUUCGCGAUCGGGACCGCCGUCGCCGGCCCAAAGACUCUCGACCUGACCAUUCGUCACGGUCGCCGCCAUCGCGCUCCUUCUCCGGCCCAAACGACGAACCUCAACAUCGUGAAGUUUUAGAUAUCGAUCCCCAUCGCGGUUCGCCGGGCCCGUCACACCCGGAAAACCACACCAGCCAAAAAUCAAAUCGCCACACUUCUCCCGAGCUCAAAGAUUAUCGCGGCCACGAAUCACAUAUGAGAAUUGUCGAUAGAGAAUUCCGCAGAGAGGAUUCUCCAUCAGCACCUGCCUCAAAACGCAAAAGGACACGGAGUCCAUCACCGGGGCCAGGCCAUCAUCCUUCCAAUCCCCGCGGUCCCCCGUCCAGGCAGGGAGAGGACUUCGAUCGAAACUGGUCGCACAGUAAAAGACGCGGGCGUGUACCUGGUCGCGGCAGACCUAGUCGAAGACCUUCGCCUCGAAGAGGAAGAGACCACAGGAAUAGCGAAGGCGGCCGUCGAGAUUCAUCGCGACUUGGGCGUUCUAGAUCUCCUGGCUGGGAAGAAGAUCCAUACUUGCACCCAAGCCGGCGGCCUCACAGUCCCUACCCGGAAGACGAUUUUGAAAAAGGGUCUCGUCACCGGUCGCCCUCACGCCAUUCCGCAGGCACGAUGGCUUCAAGACCUUCCGCAUUCUCUCGUCGGGGUUCAAGAGAUGGCUCGACAAUGUAUCCUUCUCGAUCUGGCAUGGACAGUUCUCACAAAUCGCCUUCCCCGUCUCGACAAGGAUCGAACCAAGACGCAGAUCUAGGAGGACCUAAGGCGCGUAACCCGCAGCGGCGCCGACCGUCGCGAUCACCAGCCAAUUCUUACCAUGGAUCGACGCGCUCAACUUCCCCAUAUUCCGCUGGACGAGGUGGACGGAGCGGACAACAGCCACCACCUCAUGGUCACCAUGGCUCUAGGCAAAAUCACCACUCCACAAAUGAUUCAUCAACCCAGUACCACCACAACCAACCUCCAAUUAAACCUUCUUCGCAUCAUGAUGGGUUAUCACACGGUUACCGAGACGGACCGUCAAGGAAUCGAGAGCUUGGCCAAGGUCCAGGCUCGGAGCGUCACUUUCCUGCAUCCGUACCCUCAGGGCCGGCAUCUCAUGGCAGAGGUCGUUUUCGCUCCCCUCAGUGGGAUGCUUCAGACUCUCGGACUAGAGUCGCUCCCCCUAGUCCUCCUCCCCAGGGACCGCCGGCGGAAAGCCCUCCACCGCCACCUCCACCACCUUCAGAGCCUCGAGCGCACCGAGAGGCGUACAAAGUGUCUAAUUACAGACCUGCGAGUCGAGAAUCGCGAGCAGGGGAUGAGGCGUCAAAACGUGAGACAGACAACGGGGGCGGUCAGCCAGAACAAUCAGACGCGCGCCCAGCCGAUACAGCUGCUCCCAGUAAGGGCGGCAAAAUUAGUUUCGCUUUCAAGGCUAAGACUGGGCCACCAUCGGCUCCCAAGCCUGUGCCGGACCUAGCUCAGCGAAUGCUUGCUCGUGAACCACCUCCUCGAGUUACUGAACCCCCUCGCAGCCGAAUGCCGUCUGGUCCACCUCCUAGGAUCAAACCCGAAAGCCGUUACGACCGUCGUGAGCGAGACCGAGAUCGGCACCGCGAUCGUGACCGGAACAGAGGUAGAGGGGAUCGAAGAGAUUAUAGAGAGCCGCGUGGUUUCCGUGAGCCUCCUCGAGAACCCCGUGAUAGCCGGAGAGACGAGCGUCGAUUCGAGCCCCGCCAUAACGAUAAAAGAAGAAAUGACAGACCACCAGACGUUAGGCCUGAGCGGCCUGAACGCCGUCGUGAGCGCUCACCGGAACCCGUCAAGCGACCCAAAAUCAUGCUACGGCCCAAGCCGCGUCCUACCAUCUCUGAAGAGUUCGCUAAGUCGGAUUCUGUGUACUACCGCAAGCCUGGAAAUGAGUCUGUGAUAGGAGCCGGCACCUAUGGAAAGGUGUUCAAGGCCAUUCAUGUCUACACUCAACGGAAGGUUGCGUUGAAGAAGAUCCGAAUGGAGGGUGAAAAAGAUGGUUUCCCGGUCACUGCAGUUCGAGAGAUCAAACUACUUCAACACCUUCGCAACCAUAAUGUUGUCAGCCUUCUGGAAGUCAUGGUGGAAAGGAAUGAGUGCUUCAUGGUGUUCGAAUAUCUCUCGCAUGACCUUACAGGCCUGAUUAAUCAUCCGACCUUCACACUUACCGCUGCACAUAAAAAGGAUCUGGCGAAGCAAAUGUUCGAAGGGUUGAAUUAUUUACACCACAGAGGCGUCCUACAUCGGGAUAUCAAAGCUGCCAAUAUUCUCAUCAGCAAUCAGGGACAGCUGAUGUUUGCCGAUUUUGGUUUGGCUCGAUUUUUCUCAAAAAGUCGGCAGCUCGAUUAUACAAACCGCGUGAUCACUAUAUGGUAUCGGCCGCCUGAGCUUCUCCUGGGUGAGACUCGAUAUGGACCGGCUGUCGAUGUCUGGAGUGCGGCUUGUGUGUACGUUGAGAUGUUUACAAAGAAGGCAGUAUUCCCUGGAGAAGGAGGGGAGAUCAGUCAGCUUGACAAGCUCUACCAUACGCUAGGAACGCCAACUCGAGCAGAGUGGCCAGAUAUCGUCGAGAUGCCUUGGUUCGAGCUCAUGCGACCAACGGAGAGACGAAAGCGGUUAUUCGAAGACGUCUAUCGUGACAUACUAUCACCUGCUGCGCUGGAGAUGAUCUCUCAAGUAUUCCGCUACGAUCCAUCUAAACGGCCCACUGCUGAAGAGGUCCUUGCCCAUCCUUAUUUCCAUUCCGAAGAACCAACCCCUCAGCAGCCGACUGAACUCGAAAAUAUCGAAGGCGACUGGCAUGAGUUUGAGUCUAAGGCACUUCGGAAAGAAAGGGACAGGGAAGCCCGACGAGCAGAAUACCAGAAGGACAAGGAGAAGCGGAAAACAGUAUCCUCCACCCAAGAUGAACGGGAUCCCAAGCGUGUUAAACAAGACACGGGUGAGGGGUUCACCCCCGCUGCACAGCCGGUUGAACAAUAG